Molecule: messenger RNA, 1372 nt
Organism: Poeciliopsis prolifica (blackstripe livebearer)
Lineage: Eukaryota; Metazoa; Chordata; Actinopteri; Cyprinodontiformes; Poeciliidae
Gene: hoxb13a
Product: homeobox B13a
Exons: 2
Coding region: 1-975 (324 amino acids)
Biological process (GO): regulation of transcription by RNA polymerase II
Molecular function (GO): DNA-binding transcription factor activity, RNA polymerase II-specific; RNA polymerase II cis-regulatory region sequence-specific DNA binding
Source: RefSeq, a predicted model, not a curated record
AUGAAAACCUCCCUGGUCCUAAAUUCUCGCUGGCCAGCGGAGACUGUGAUGUUCGUGUAUGACAACAACCUAGAAGACCUCAACAAGAACAUGGAGGGUCUGGUGGGCAGCGGGAACUUUGCUGCAGCUACUGCGGCGAGUCAGUGCCGCAACCUCAUGGCCCAUUCUGCUACUGCGGCCGCUUUCGGAGGACACGCCUCUAACCUGGUGCAUUCCUCAGCUGGUUACUCUACAGUGGACGUUUCCACCUCGAGCUCCAGUGAGACUACGGCAUCUUCAGGAAAACAAUGUGGGACCGGACCCUGCCCCGGAGCCGCCGUGCCGCACCAGAGUUCAUCAGCUCCAACAGCGUUACCAUACAGCUACUUUGGUAACAGUUACUAUCCAUGCAGGAUGGGGAGAAGCUCCAUUAAAUCAUGCACCCAGGCGACUGGAGCUGCACUCAGUUCUCAGUACAUGGAUACUACAGUGAGUCCUGACGAGUAUCCAAACCACCGGGCCAAAGAGUUCACAUUCUACCACGGCUAUGCCAACCCCUACCAGUCCAUGGCCAGCUACCUGGACGUAUCAGUUGUCCAAACUCUUGGAAGCGGAGAUCCACGCCAUGAAACCCUUCUCCCCAUGGACAGCUACCAGCCAUGGGCUCUGACCAACGGUUGGGGAGGACAGAUGUACUGCUCCAAGGACCAGGCGCAGGCUGGACACCUCUGGAAGACUGCUCUUGCUGAUGUGGUGGCGCACCAACACGAAGGCUCGCCUUUCCGCCGGGGCAGAAAGAAGCGGAUACCAUACACUAAGCUCCAGCUCAAAGAACUGGAGAAGGAAUAUGCAGCCAACAAGUUCAUCACGAAGGACAAGCGGAGGAAGAUCUCGGCUGUGACUAACCUCUCUGAGCGCCAGAUAACCAUCUGGUUCCAGAACAGGCGAGUGAAGGAGAAGAAGUUCGUUGCCAAAGUGAAAAGCAGCGCGCAGUAGCACACAGCUCUGCGGAUUUUAUUGCGGACUUCAGUGUUUAUCAUAUUACAGAACAGAGAGAAUUGGGAUGAACCUAAAAUAUACAAGUGAAAACAUGAGAAUAAAAUGACGUAAAUUGGCAACCGGAACGGGGACUGUGAGGGACUCAUGUAGGCCUACUCAAUAGAAAAUUGAAAAGCUACAAAAAAAAAUGUACUCAAAGCCUUGAGAUGAACCUUCUUGGAGGCGCUUUGUAAAUUCUGUCGCUUUCUGCUUGUUUUCAAGUGACUCCCUGUCGAUGUUUGUUUUUCACAGCUGUUUGUGUGGUCAGUGCUCAGAUAUAGCUAGUGUAUGACAGUAGUAGUAUGACUUUUACAUUGCUAAUACAGUAAAGCAGUUAUCGCAACAUACUUUAACA